Aplysia californica (California sea hare) is the source of this 3236-nucleotide messenger RNA. Its product is annotated as inactive rhomboid protein 1. Gene Ontology annotation, molecular function: serine-type endopeptidase activity. Lineage: Eukaryota; Metazoa; Mollusca; Gastropoda; Aplysiida; Aplysiidae. Gene Ontology annotation, cellular component: endoplasmic reticulum membrane. The record is from RefSeq and is a predicted model, not a curated record. Gene Ontology annotation, biological process: regulation of epidermal growth factor receptor signaling pathway; regulation of protein secretion.
UGCUGCUGCUGCUACUACUACUUAUAACUGCUGGUGCUAAUACUACUACUACUUCUGCUUCUGCUGCUACGCACGUACAAUUAGGCCCUACUACUACAAAUGACAAUAGAUAGGCCUAAUGCAUGUACAUGUAGUUUGGGCGACGUAUUUUAACUCAGCGUGUCGAAAUUAACAAAGUCUACGAGUACACUCCUCGAUUUAUUGCUUAUUUACAAACUUAUAUUUUUCCUUACUUAUUGUAUUUGAUAAGUAUGGAUACACCGUGUUCCGGUUAAAUGACAGGUUUACUCACAGAAUUCUACACAAAGUGUAGAAUUCUGUGGGUUCACUCGAUAAUUCAACUCGAACAAUUCUAACUGCAUGUGUGUAGCCGCCUUAUGACAAGGGAAUUUUUCAGGCGUUACGUUGUUUUUUAUUUUUAAAGAGUUACUUCCCCUAUAUUUAGAUUUGUCUGUAGUCCGGAAGUUGUUUUGGAGGAAAACAAAUUACACUGGAUUUCUUGUGGUAAUGCCACUAGAAACUCUUAUUUUUUAUGGAGAUUACUUUAUUUCGUUAGAGUACUGAGAUCAGUUGAGACCCAUGUCAAAGAUGGAUUCUUCCAAUGCUGGGACUCAGAGUGUCCCCAGUGGGGCCGUCUCCACAACCGGAAGCCAGACCAAGAUGGGCAAAUAUAGACAGAAAGCGAAGAAAAGCGUGGCGUCGUUCUUUGGCCUGGUUGAAGAUGACGUGAAGAACAACCAGCGGUGGGAACAUCGCAGAGUGCGGAUUGCCAGCCAGAUGGGGAAAGGGGUGAGGGACGAGUACGUCACAGCGCCGCCCAUGGACAUGAUGGACGCACCGAACAUCAUCGAUCCGCUCCGCACGUCUCGACAAGCCUCCCGCAUGUCAACCAUGACGGCAACAAGCGCCGCGGGGCAAGCCCGGAGGAAGAAGUCUGUGUUACAGAUGACCAUGAAUGGCAUCUCUCAGUUGUCGUCUGCUCGGAAAGAUUUACGGAAGAAGUCGUUCAAAGGCCAGAGCUUUCCCCCAGGGAGUAUUCACAGCACAGAGGAGAGACCUCACCCUGGAGAUGAUUUCAGCUUGGUGGACGAUGUGUUUUACGAUGAGCAUCCAGCCUCUUCAGAGGGUGGAGGACGCAGCAUGGACCUGGCCGGUGGACCCUCGGCCCCCGGCUGGCGGCGACGCCCCCCUCAGGCCCUGCCCUCUACCCCCGGCGUGGAUUUGCCAGAUGGGCCUGACUUUGGCUUGAAGAGAAUAAAGCAAAAAGUUGUAGACUCGGUGAUGAACCGCGACAAGCGCACGGUGGGCAUGGGAAUCGUGGGUCGCCUGAUGCGCCGCAGACUCAAGAGCAACAUCAUGACCAAAGACGUGCGCAAACAGCUAGACAAUCUGGAUGACCACCGGCCAUACUUCACAUACUGGGUGACAUUUGUCCAAGUUGUCGUCUUCAUUGUGGCUAUCGCUGUCUACGGCAUCGCUCCGAUUGGCAUCUCAACAACGGAAGAGUCGGCUAAUGUGAAGAUGCCGAACUUGGCAAUCCAGACUGAGACGCACGUAGAAAGAGACAAUUUGUGGAUCGGGCCUCGACAGCGGGAUCUGAUCCACCUGGGAGCCAAAUACUCUCCGUGCAUGAGAGUGGAUGAGAAUCUGAACACGGCCUUGAGCUACGACCGGCACGCCGAGAGGGGCUCGGCAUGCUGUAUCAGGAACGACGGCGGGGGCUGUCGGCAGACUGUCAAGAGUGAUUGUAAUGAUAUCCUGUCUCGGUGGGAGAAAUGGACGCCCAGCAACCCCGGGCCCAACGGUCGUCUGUCCGGGACCGUGUGUGGGCAGGACCCCAGAUACUGCAACAAGCCGUCUUCCUCUCCUCCCUUUGAGUGGCCCGACGAGAUCACGCAGUGGCCGAUAUGUGAAGACACGGCCAAGCCGAACCAAUCGCUGGCCAGCACCACCAACGAGCACAUGACCUGCGACAUCCUGGGUCGGCCAUGUUGCUUCGGCAUCCAGGGGGAGUGCAUCAUCACCACGCGGGAGCACUGCGACCUCAAGCGAGGAUUCUUCCACGAUGAAGCCAAUCUCUGCUCACAGGUGGACUGUUUUGAGGAGAUCUGUGGUAUGAUUCCGUUUGCCAACCCAGAAAAGCCAGAUCAGUUCUACAGGCUCUGGACGUCUCUUUUCUUACACGGAGGCCUGGUGCACGUGGCCAUCACGGUGCUGUUCCAGAUGUACAUCAUGCGUGACAUGGAGAAGCUGAUGGGUGCUAUUCGGGUCAGCAUCAUCUACCUGGGCUCCGGCAUCGCCGGGAACCUGGCCAGCUGUACCUUCAUCCCCUACCAAGUGGAGAAGGGCCCGUCCGGCUCCCAGUUCGGCAUCGUGGCGUGUCUGCUGGGUGAUCCAGAACCGCAAGAUGUACCGCAGCCCGGCCCUGGCCUUGGUCAAGCUCAUCGUACCGCUGCUCUUUUUCUUCCUCCUCGGCCUCCUGCCCUGGUUUGACAACUGGGCCCAUAUGUUCGGCUUCCUGUUCGGCUUCCUGCUGGCCUUCGCCCUCAUGCCGUACGUGUCGUUCGGAAAGUUCAACAUCACGCGGCGUGUCGUGACCAUCCUUGUGUCGCUGGGGAUGGCCGUGGGGCUGUUCACGCUGCUCAUCAUCCUCUUCUACCUCUCGCUGCUGUCUGAGUGCGACUGGUGCGUCUACCUCAACUGCAUCCCGUUCACGGCCGACUUCUGCGAGAACAUGGAGGUCAAGCUCAAGACCAACUCCACGUACUCCGCCUUCAUCUAAGUGGGUGGUUUGGCGGGUGCUCUGGUGUGGUUUUCUUCUUCUUCUUUCCCAUCAAACAUCUAUCGUCUUUAUCUCCCCCUCCUUUUUUGUGUUUGUUACUCUCUUGUAACACCUCUAAUCUUCGGCACUUAUGUGACCUUAUUGUGUUGCAAGUGCCGUAAAACUCUUACUAAAACUAAAAAACACUUCAUCUAAGCCCUCUCUCUCUCUCUCCUCUCUUGAGACUGUGAUACUUACAGCUGCUUCUGAUCUCCGCCAGCUGUUCACGUGUGUUAAGCCCAACAUUUAGACAUUUUAAAAAAGUUUUUGUGUCUUAAUCUGAGGUAUUGUGCAGUUGCGAGCGCCGUAAAACCUUACUAAAACUAACUAAAUAAUCAGUGGUAUUGGUUGCACAUGCUCAAGAAAUAUUGUGUUGAAAUUCAAUUUCUAAACGCUGAAAAAAUUUAGGAAAAAA